UUGAACAGCAUACCUAGUUACGGUCGUGAUAUAACACAAAAUACACUAUACAACACGCGGAAUUGCUACAUGAUUCUGAACUAAAAAAGGUCCAAUCGAAAGAAAGACUAUUUUUAAACAUGAUUGUAUGGACUACGUGCUAUUUUUUCCUUAACUUAUGACCAAGCCUGGAAUAUAAUAGGGAACGGGAAUAGUUGAAAGAAAAAGUUUAAAUUUUUUGUGCUAUGGCUGCGGAUUUAUUUGGCAAUAUGAUGUCUACUGGAAAAAAAGGAUAUGAAGACCUGGGAUCUAAAGUUACGUCUUUGCCAAGAAAAGCUGCUAACCGAUUCUCUGUUUCUUGGGUGAAGAAAAAAGACGAGGAAAGAUCCAUAUUAAUUGAUGCAGGUGGAAAAAAGAGAUCUGUUCUUGUUGACACAGAAUCUGGAGAUGUCAAAGGCGACCAUUUUGCACUAUAUGAGGAGGAUCUCCAAGAAAGACCUCGUGUUGCCACUUUGCUCAGUGCAAUGGCAAACUAUACUAAUCUUCCACAAGGAGCAAAAGAACAUGAAAAUGAAGAGGAAGGGGCAAAGAAAUUGAAACCAGCUCCAAAACUAAGUACUAUUAUGGGAGUAUAUCUGCCGUGCGUUCAAAAUAUAUUUGGUGUUAUUCUCUUUAUUCGUCUCACGUGGAUCGUCGGUCUAGCUGGGAUUUGGGAGAGUUUUAUGAUUGUACUACUUUGUUGCACAACUACUCUGUUAACUGCCAUUUCAAUGAGUGCCAUCGCCACAAAUGGUGUCGUUCCCGCAGGUGGUUCAUAUUUUAUGAUAUCCAGAGCACUAGGUCCUGAAUUUGGAGGAGCUGUUGGAAUACUAUUUUACCUAGGAACAACUUUUGCUUCUUCUAUGUAUAUUCUUGGAGCAGUCGAAAUUCUACUGACCUAUAUUGCAAACGAUAUGGCAAUAUUCAAACCAUUUGCUGGUCCUGAGUAUAAAGCGAAUCUUCUCAACAAUAUGAGAGUGUACGGCACAGUGUUUCUCAUUCUCAUGUCCUCGUUAGUAUUCAUCGGAGUGAAAUAUGUCAACAAGUUUGCAUCUCUUUUCCUCGCCUGUGUCAUAUUGUCUAUUGUUGCAAUCUACGCCGGUGUUCUUAAAAGUGCUUUCCUACCACCUACUGUUGAUGUCUGUAUGCUGGGGAAUCGUAUCUUAAAAGAACCACCUCAAGGCAUUUGCUCAAAUUUUACAGAUGUCAAUCAAACAGAAUAUUCAGGACUCUUUCAUAUUUAUUGCUCCAUAAACCAAACCAUGGUAGAAAAUAGCACAAUGAUUUCUGUGAAUGGAACUGAAGUUAACAGCACAGAUGUCUUCCCAACUACACCAAUUAUUACUUGUGAUAGUUAUUAUGCUCAAAAUCAAUUGAGAACAAUACAGGGUAUUCCUGGUCUGGCUGGCGGAGUUAUUACAGAAAAUUCUGUUAACCAUUACAUGGACAAUGGAGAUAUAUUAACAUCAUCAUCUCUUGAUGAAGUACCUGUUGCACCUUAUGAACCAAAAGGAACAGAAACAUGGAUCGUUGCAGAUAUAACUACUACUUUCACUAUUUUACUUGCAAUUUUCUUCCCUUCUGUAACUGGAAUCAUGGCAGGGUCAAACAGAUCCGGGGAUCUUGCUGAUGCUCAACGUUCUAUUCCUAAAGGAACUAUCGGCGCUGUAUUGACAACUUCCAUUGUCUAUUUAUCAACUGUUGUGUUUUUUGGAGCUUGCAUUGACGGAGCUCUGCUGCGAGAUAAGUUUGGAUACAGCAUAGGAAGUGAUCUAACUGUUUCUCGUUUGGCAUGGCCGUCCAAAUGGGUUAUUCUCAUUGGUGCUUUCCUAUCUACUGUUGGUGCGGGACUGCAAUCGCUAACUGGAGCUCCACGUCUUAUGCAAGCUAUUGCGAAAGACAAUAUCAUACCUAUUUUAAGUGUAUUUGGUCGAGGAAAAGCGAACGGGGAACCAACGUGGGCUCUUCUAUUAACUUUCUGUAUUUCACUCAUUGGUAUUGCUAUUGCUGAUUUGGACUUAGUUGCUCCCAUUAUUACAAUGUUUUUCCUGAUGUGUUACAUGUUUGUAAAUCUUGCUUGUGCUCUUCAAACACUGUUAAAAACACCAAGCUGGAGACCAAGAUUCAAAUAUUAUCAUUGGUUGUUGUCUUUCCUUGGAAUGACUUUAUGCAUCACUUUGAUGUUCAUAUCUAGUUGGUAUUAUGCUCUUAUUGCACUGGUCAUUGCAGCAUUUAUAUACAAAUACAUUGAAUAUAGAGGAGCUGAAAAGGAAUGGGGAGAUGGUUUGAGAGGUCUUCAAUUAACAACGGCCAGAUAUGCUUUACUAAGACUUGAAGAUGGACCACCACAUACUAAGAAUUGGAGACCUCAACUCCUUAUUUUAAUGAAAUUGGACGAUGAAUUAAAACCAAAACAUAAACAAAUGUUAUCGUUUGCACAACAACUAAAAGCAGGAAAAGGAUUUAUGCUUGUGUCUUCUGUUAUUGAAGGAAAUUUUAUGGAAAAAUUUCCAGAAGCUCAGGCUGCUGAACAGGAAGUACAAAAAGCCAUGAAUGAAUAUAAGAUAAAAGGAUUUCAUCAAGUUGUUGUAUCGAAGGAUGUAUCUCAUGGUAUCGAUGUAUUAUUACAAUCAUCUGGUCUUGGAGGAUUGAGACACAAUACUAUUAUUCUCGGAUGGCCUAAUGGUUGGAGACAAAGCCCUGACCCGGAUGCAUACAGAGUAUUUUUGAAUACCAUUCGGGCGGCUGGCGCAAGUCACAAUGCUAUUCUUGUUCCUAAAAAUGUUCAGCUAUUUCCUGAUAGACAAGAUCGCAUCAUGGAAGGUACUAUCGAUGUAUGGUGGGUCGUACAUGAUGGUGGAUUACUUAUGUUGCUUCCCUUCCUUCUCAGACAACACAAGGUUUGGAAGAAUUGCAAAACUCGUAUAUUCACUGUAGCUCAAUUGGAAGACAACAGUAUUCAAAUGAAAAAAGAUUUGGCAACUUUCCUUUACCAUUUACGUAUUGAUGCUGAGAUUGAGGUCGUAGAAAUGGAUGAUUCUGAUAUAUCAGCAUAUACGUAUGAAAGAACAUUAAUGAUGGAACAAAGAAAUGAAAUAUUACAGCAUUUACAUUUAUCAAAACGGGAAUCACAACGAGAGGUUGAACUGGUGGUUGAAAGAUCUAGAAGUUUCCGUGCCAAAAACUCCCCUGCAAAAUCAUUUCCAAAAUCUGGAAAUUCUUCCGCAAAUGGCAAAGUUAAGAAGAAAGUUACUUAUGCUCCUACUCUGACUUAUCAUGAAAACGGAGUUAUGGAGGUUGAGGGGCAAGAAAACGAGAUCGGUGCAAUGAUGGACAAGUUACGAGAUAGCAAUACCGCUGUCCGAAACACAACACAAAAUGAUGGAUUUGACAGCGUAGAAAUGGAAGCAAGAAAUGAAAUGACUUGGACUCCUGCCAAACUACUUGAAUCACAAAAACAAUACGCAGAAGAUGAACAAUCAACAUCGUCACCAAAAAAAGAAAAACAAAAAGGAGGAAUAAAGAACUUAUUAGAUAUAAAACCGCACUCAAUGAAUGUCAGACGGAUGCACACUGCUGUAAAAUUGAAUGAAGUUAUUGUCAACAGAUCACAUCAAGCUAAACUCGUAAUAUUGAAUCUUCCUGGCCCACCUCGGGGUGGAAACCAACAAAGAGAAGCUAAUUAUAUGGAAUUCUUGGAGGUACUUACAGAAGGACUAGAGCGUGUUCUGAUGGUUCGUGGAGGAGGACGCGAAGUCAUCACAAUUUAUUCUUAGUUUUUAUUUUCUGUUUUGCCAGCUCCAACAAUUUAGUUCAUUGAUUCAUUCAUUUUAAAACGUUUCAAAGUAAAUGGUAAAAUAUAUUAUAUUUUGGACUCGUCGUCAAUAUAACUUUGGGUUAUUUCACAUUGAUAAAUUGCGUUAGAAAAAUUUUUUCAUUGGAAUUCGUGAAUUUCAUUGAUUAAUAGUGUUAUUUAUGUCAAUCCAUUUUCUGUUUUAUUGAUUUUCGCAACAACUCACCAUUCAUUCAAAGUAUGAAGUGUAACUCUGUAAUAUUUAACAACAUC
Molecule: messenger RNA, 4084 nt
Organism: Styela clava
Lineage: Eukaryota; Metazoa; Chordata; Ascidiacea; Stolidobranchia; Styelidae
Product: solute carrier family 12 member 4-like
Biological process (GO): chemical synaptic transmission; chloride transmembrane transport; potassium ion homeostasis
Cellular component (GO): plasma membrane
Molecular function (GO): potassium:chloride symporter activity
Source: RefSeq, a predicted model, not a curated record